Molecule: messenger RNA, 705 nt
Organism: Prosopis cineraria
Lineage: Eukaryota; Viridiplantae; Streptophyta; Magnoliopsida; Fabales; Fabaceae
Exons: 1
Coding region: 1-705 (234 amino acids)
Biological process (GO): protein ubiquitination
Cellular component (GO): cytoplasm
Molecular function (GO): ubiquitin protein ligase activity
Source: RefSeq, a predicted model, not a curated record
AUGGAUCCUGUAGACCCCAAUGAAGCUUAUUCAACAAACACCAAUGCCGCUGUUUCUACCGAUGAUUUGAACUCAUCACCUUCAAGUGAUCAUCAAUUCUUUAGCAUUGAUGUUGAAUGCAAAAUCUUUUCUGCUUUGAAUGGUGUCCUUGUAGAUGGUCUCACCGAUACCAUUCAGUGUGGUAUCACUAUUGUCCCAAAAGAGGAUAUAGAACGAUUUAUAUACAUGCUUUUUUCUUAUUUUGAUGUUCCAGAGAAUGCUCAACCUCGCAUGGCUGCAAAAAUCUUGGCAUGUACAGAAGAAAUUGUGAAUGAGUCGCCAAAGAAUAAGAAGAUUCUGGAUUUGUAUAUUGUUCUAGCUCAUAUUAGCCAAAUUCAAAACUAUAAUGAUAUUGGGCUUGUGGAUGAAUCCAUAACUGAUAGUGAAGAUAUGAGACUUGUACCCGCAAGCAAGUCAUCCAUCGAGGGAUUGGAGAAGGUGAAUGUGGAUGAGCAGAAAGAAGGAAGUGCAAAAGGAAGGUGUGAUUGUGCAAUUUGUUUUGAAGAUUUUUCAAUUGAUUCUGAAGCUGUUCGUAUGCCUUGCUUUCAUUUAUUUCACAGAACAUGCAUCACUAGACGGCUGCAUCAUCGCAAUACUUGUCCUCUCUGUCGAUUUCAAAUGCCUACAGAAAAUGAUGAUGAUCAUGAUGGUGAUGAUGAUGAAUGA